Messenger RNA from Chara braunii, 864 nucleotides. The record is from the annotation of a GenBank genome assembly. Lineage: Eukaryota; Viridiplantae; Streptophyta; Charophyceae; Charales; Characeae.
GCCAGGCCUAGGAGCAUUUAACCACUUACUCCAACCAGGCGGGUAUGGCAUCCCAAUGUUCCCUCGAGAGGAAUUGGGAGGAUACACGUAUGGUGGGCAGAUGGGAGGGAACGCUCAAGGAGGAGGGGCAAUGCAUGCAAUGGUUGGAGCAAGAGGUGCAGCCGCAUCGCAAUAUGGUCUAGGAGGACAAGGAGACGGUUCACAGGACAGCAGAGGAGGGAAUCAGGGCACAAGCCGAAGCUCGGUCAGGGAAGCUACGAGCGAAAACAGAGGCACAGGAGGCAUGCCAGGAAAGCACAGGCGGUUACGCCACGAAGACAGUGCCACUUCGGAUCUGCAUGGCAUCAGAAGAGAGAAGUCGAGCUCAACGGAGUCCGAGGGUUCACAGGGGCGGAUCAGGGAAAUCAUCACACGAGGGAUGAAAACAACAAGAAGACGGAUCCCGGUGGCGGUGGCGAGAGGCCAACAAGACGGAAUAGAGCCGAAGAUUCUCCCAUUAUUCUGCACGCUAAUCAGGAACGAGACCUUCUUCAUCACUUGGACAGCACAGGAUGGCAGCAUGCAUCUCCUUUCGCUUCAAUCUCCAGAGUCCCCGAUGCCAACGGCGAUGGCGAAUAUGGUGAGCAAAGGCGGUGGCAGACACAUCGGUGUUUCGACUGAUAGCUGACCUAUUGAUGCCAAGGAUACUAGCAGACAACCCGGAGAAUGGCAAGAAGAUUAAGUUAUUCGUGCCACUUCUGAAUGUUCGGUUUGUGGAGGGACAAAUAGAGACGAUGGAAAGGGAGGGGAUGAGGCUCUGCCCGGUGACAUGGAUCAUAGAAAGGAGGAAACAGAAGCUGAGUAAGAUAAAGAUUCCCCCACUGA